GCGAAAGACCAAGGUAGCGAUUACCGCGAAAUUGGUGUUCAUUAUAUUUUACCACCGGUUUGAUGUCGAAGCCUAAAGUAGGCAUCAACGGAUUUGGUCGCGUUGGGCGAAUGGUCCUUAGGGCAGCGAUUGCAAAGGGUUUAAUUGACGUCGUUGCCAUAAAUGAUCCAUUUAUAGACCUUAACUACAUGGUGUAUAUGUUUAAAUACGACUCUACUCACGGGACGUUUUCGGGUGAAAUCACUGUCCACGAGAAAAAGCUAUGUGUUAAUGGAAUGCUUAUUUCGGUGUACAACGAAAGAAGCCCUGAAACGAUUCCAUGGGACAAAGAUUUAGCUGAAUAUGUAGUUGAGUCAACAGGUGUAUUUACAAAUGUUGAGAAGGCACAGGCUCACUUGAAAAACAACAGAGCGAAAAAAGUCAUUAUAACUUCACCAUCACCAGACGCUCCGAUGUUUGUCCUUGGCGUCAACCAUGAAAACUAUGACAGGUGCAUGAAUGUUGUAUCAAGCGCUUCGUGUGUAACAAAUUGUCUUGCUCCACUUGCCAAAGUAAUCCAUGAACAUUUUGGAAUUGAAGAGGGGCUGAUGACUACUGUACAUUCCUACACCGCAAUACAAAAGGUAGUCGACGGUCCGUCUUCUAAAAUGUGGCGCGAUGGGCGGGGAGCUGGACAGAAUAUUAUUCCUGCGUCGACCGGUUCGGCAAAAGCUGUUGGAAAAAUUAUUCCGUCAUUAAAUGGAAAGAUAACUGGUAUGAUUUUCCGUGUUCCAACACCCGACGUUUCUGUCGUUGAUUUCACAUGCAAACUGUCCAAGCCAGCUACCUACGAUAAAAUUAAAGCUGCAGUGAAAGCUGCUUCCGAGGGUCCUUUGAAAGGCAUACUUGAAUAUACAGAAGAUCAAGUGGUCAGUAUGGAUUUUAAAGGCUGCUCUGCUUCUUCAGUAUUUGACGCAGAAGCCGGAUUGCAACUCAGUGAUACAUUUGUGAAACUCAUAGCAUGGUAAGAAUAUAACCUGUGUAUCCAUGUUUUGUAGGUAUGACAACGAAUAUGGAUACAGCUGUCGGAUAGUCGAUCUCAUUGCUUAUAUGUACUCAGUCGAGCAUUGAACCAACUCCCAUUGUACCUCAGUCGGAAUACCUGAUAGCUUCAACUGAAUGCUGGUGGCUUGUCAGCCAGAGCAAAUCCUUGAACAGAAGCAUUUAGAUGCUAGAACCCAUUGCACUGCUGCACCAUUCUGAGCAGUAAUGGUGAUUGUCCUGAGAUAAACAUUCUCAGGCAGAUGUGUUAAUGAAAUAUAUAAAUAUAUGUGCCAACGUAUCUGAGCCAUC
Dicrocoelium dendriticum is the source of this 1332-nucleotide messenger RNA. The record is from the annotation of a GenBank genome assembly. NCBI's taxonomy places the organism in Eukaryota, Metazoa, Platyhelminthes, Trematoda, Plagiorchiida, Dicrocoeliidae.